Messenger RNA from Exaiptasia diaphana, 967 nucleotides. RefSeq lists its product as uncharacterized. Lineage: Eukaryota; Metazoa; Cnidaria; Anthozoa; Actiniaria; Aiptasiidae. The record is from RefSeq and is a predicted model, not a curated record. Bases 74 to 955 code for a protein of 293 amino acids. The transcript has 5 exons.
UAAGUCCUUUUUGCUCCACUACUCAAUCCCAAUCCUCAUUGGUCGGUUACCUCAACAAUACUUGGAUCAUUAUAUGUUGCUUGUUGGUGCAAUAUAUCGUCUCUUAAAAGACAGCAUCUCAACUACUGAACUGGAAAAUGCUUCUUUAUACCUGAAGCUCUUUUGUGCACAGAUUCCAGAAUUAUAUGGGGAACGCUUUCAAACUUUCAACUGCCACCAGCUCCUACACCUGGGCGAGGAAGUGAAAUAUCUUGGACCUCUUUGGGGAUAUUCUUGUUUUCCGUUUGAAGAUUUCAAUGGAGAUUUGAAAGACCUCUUUCAUGGAACUCUAAACAUCUCUGGUCAGAUAAUAAAUUCUGUCUCUGUGUUACAAAGAAUGCCAGAAAUUGCAGAAAAAAAGAAAGUCUAUGAUAAAUUAAUGGGCAAGUCUCACCAAACUCACACCUCUAAGUCAGAAGAAAUUAAUGAUCAAAGCUAUGUCAUUGGUGGCAUGACAAAGAACCACAUUGAAGAGUUAGAUAAGGAACUCAGAGAGUCUUUAGAAGCUCAUGGCCACCCCAUUGGUGAUUCUUCUGGGAAUUUAAACGUUGCUGUGACAACUAAAGUAACUGUACGUAAUAAUUACACUGCCCUAACAGAAAAGUUAGAAUAUGUCUCGAUUGAUACAUAUGUCAAAGUAAUCAACAGAUGUACCAAGGCACAGUGUACAGUUCAGGGGAAGUGCUCUUGCGACCUACUGUCAUUUUACUAUAUGCCAGUCAUAUCACCAACCAUUCACAAACAGGCAGUGAUCAAGCAUAUCUUCAAAGUUCAAGAAAGCAAAAAGUUGAACCUUACAAACAGAAAUUGGAAAAUGGCUGUUCCCAUCAAUGCUCUCAAAAAGAAGGUUUUACGAAUUGAUGUUGCCUCAGGAUCAUACAUAAGUCUCAUUCCGAACUUGCACGAAAAAGAUUGAUUUACAUAAUGC